UCUUUUCCUUUUUCUCAUUAUUAAUCACAAGAUUUUCUCUUUACCAUCAUUAGCAUAAAGAGCAUGUAGUAAUAUACUAAUACUAGUAUUAUUUUUCUUACUACUAUACCACAACAAAAAAAUCCUAUGUUUGUUUUCACACUCAACCACAUUCAUCAAUUAUUGAUAUUUUCUCCCAUGCUUAUUAAUUCUCCUUACUCAAUACUCUCCAACACUUUUUGAAAAACCACCCAACCAUGACACUGUAACCUAAGUUACUCAGUGUUGAAAAAUUCAUCUGACAAUGUUUCAUACAAACACAAUCUGCAUUUUGGUUACUAUCAUUGUUCUGAGUUCCUUUUCACCACUUGGAAUAGCAAUGCUGAACUUAACUCUCCCUGGAACUCACCCUGACCCUGAGGCUGUUGCUCAUGAAGUUCACAGGAAGGUGAAUGCAUCAAUGGCAAGACGACAAACACUAUCAUCCGGAUCUGCAUGCGCCACAGGAAACCCAAUUGACGACUGUUGGAAAUGCGAUCCAGAAUGGCCAAACAAUCGCCAAAGGUUAGCAGAUUGCGUAAUCGGGUUCGGUCAGUAUGCAAAAGGAGGAAAAGGUGGUGAAUACUACGUUGUAACGGAUUCAUCAGACGAUGAUCCCGUUACACCAAAGCCUGGUACAUUAAGAUACGCGGUUAUAAAAAACGAACCGUUGUGGAUCGUAUUUCCUAGUAACAUGAUGAUUAAGCUGAAGCAAGAGUUGAUUUUUAAUAGCUAUAAAACCAUUGAUGGACGUGGUGCUGAUGUUCAUAUUGUUGGAGGAGGGUGCAUUACUUUGCAGUUUAUUAGUAAUGUUAUUAUACAUAACAUUCAUGUUCACCAUUGUCACCCUUCAGGAAACACAAACGUACGAUCUAGUCCAGAACACUAUGGUUACAGAACAUUAUCAGACGGAGACGGAAUCUCCAUAUUCGGUUCGAAAGACAUAUGGAUCGACCACUGCACACUCUCUCAUUGCAAAGACGGACUAAUAGACGCAAUAAUGGGCUCAACCGGAAUAACAAUAUCCAACAACUUCAUGUCACACCACAACGAAGUCAUGCUCCUCGGACACAGCGACGACUACCUCCCCGACUCAGGAAUGCAAGUCACAAUCGCGUUCAACCAUUUCGGGGAAGAACUCGUUCAGAGGAUGCCGCGUUGUAGAAGAGGAUACAUCCAUGUCGUCAACAACGAUUUCACUCAAUGGGAAAUGUAUGCCAUUGGAGGAAGUGGCGAACCGACUAUUAACAGUCAGGGAAAUCGUUAUGUUGCUCCGGUUAAUCUUUUUGCAAAAGAGGUUACUAAGAGAGUUGAAACGGAACAGAAUAAGUGGAAAGGAUGGAAUUGGAGAUCUGAAGGUGAUGUUAUGGUUAAUGGUGCUUUCUUUGUUACAUCUGGUGAGAGUCUUGAGGUUAAGUAUGAGAAAGCUUUUAGUGUUGAACCUCAAUCUGCUGAUAGGAUUGUUUUUCUUACCAUGAAUGCUGGUGUUCUUGGUAAUGCAAGGGACAAUAACGUGGGAAUGUGGAGCAGAGGACCAAGCAGCAACGAUGAGGGUGUUUCAGAUCCUGGCCCGGAUUACACAGACGAUAUGUCGGGCAGUGCACUACCGAUGUUGUCGUCUUCUUUUACUAUGUUGUGCUUCUUGUUGUCUUACAGAGUGAUUCUGUUAACAGUGCUUCUAUAACAAUUCAGGAAUGUUGUUGAGCAUGUAAUGGUACACUAUCUGUAUUUCUCUAAAUUGGAAUGAAAAGGAUCUCCUACUCUUCAAAA
This is a messenger RNA of Lathyrus oleraceus (garden pea), 1788 nucleotides long. RefSeq names its product probable pectate lyase 12. The transcript has 4 exons. Gene Ontology annotation, molecular function: pectate lyase activity. Lineage: Eukaryota; Viridiplantae; Streptophyta; Magnoliopsida; Fabales; Fabaceae. Bases 284 to 1702 code for a protein of 472 amino acids. The record is from RefSeq and is a predicted model, not a curated record.